AUGUAUCCUGUGUCUUCCGGAAGGCUACGGGGACUUGGAGAAGAGCCUUUCGAACGGUUACAAGCUUUAAUUGAGGCUUCGAUCCAGCAAAAUAACUUGGAAACUGCCGAAUUCCAAUGUGAGAUUCUUGUGGGUGAAGGCAAACGUGAAGAAGCAUCUUUGUCACAACUACACACUGCAAGUUAUUACUAUGGGCUUGUACUGUAUUUGAGAGGCAAAAUUCAGAUUGCCUGGGACGCCGUGAGCCCGUUCAAAACCCAAUUUUUAGGUUGCAGUUACGUGCUGGCGCGUUGUGCGUUGCAACUUAAAGACAGCUAUUGUCGCGAAGCGGCCACUGCUCUCGCAGGUUUUAGCAAGUUUGAAGAACGUAUUGGUGUGGAUGCUUCUGCUUCUGCAGCGGCUGGUCCGCUGUUUAUGGCACCAGACGAAGCCACGUUACACUGCGUUUUGGGCCAGCUGUACAUGAGACUUGGACGUACGAGUGAAAGCGCGGCGGAGCAUUACAAAGCUUUGACUUUGAAUCCGUAUUUAUGGGAAUCCUUGCGUGCUAUGUGCGAAUUGCGAAGCGAUUUCAGCGUUGGUAAGCUUUACGUCAGGCGACAAAGCAAUCGCCGCGUCCAAUCGAGUUUGGGCACUCGGCCGCGACGUGGACUCAUUUUGAAGCCACAUACACCAUUUAAAGUGCCUGCAUUCGACUCCAAACGUAAAAACGUGGCGAUGGCCGCGCAACAACAACCGCAUAGCUUGAAUAAAACCAAGCAUGGUGUGCAAUUGAAAGCUUCGAACAUUUCUAUGACCAGCACGACGGGCAAUGGUAAUACACAUUUGAAAAGCCGAUUACUUGCCACCCCGCCUUCGAAAUUGGCAGCGUCGGAUCGCGUCGUGUCACCCGUAAACUUGUCCAACGACACUUCUGGCUCUUUGACGGGUUUUGAGCCCACUGGGCUGAUAGAUUCCAUAUUUUACGCAUUGGGAAAAGCCUACAAAUCUGCUUGUCAAUAUGACUGUUACAAAGCGAUCAGGUUUCUGAGUGAAGAAUUGCCGCCAAACUUGCUUUCAACGAUGCCCUGGGUACUGGCAUGCUUGGGCAAAUUGCAUUUUGAAAUUGUCAACUAUGAAAUGAGCAAUAAAUAUUUCAAGGCAUUGCGGAAGUUGCAACCCAAGCGGGUAGAGGACAUGGAAAUCUAUUCGACUUUACUAUGGCAUUUCCGAGACGCGGUGGAACUUUCCGCAUUAAGCAGAGAGCUUGUGAGCUUUGCCAAAUUGGCCCCUCAGACUUGGAUCUGUGUGGGUAAUUUCUUUUCUCAAAAGGGCGCUCGAGAAAAAUCGAUUCAAGCCUUUCAAUGGAGUGUUGAAUUGGAUCCCAAAUUUGCAUACGGUUAUACACUUCAAGGUCACGAUCAUUCCAGCAACGAUGCCUUCGACACGGCUCGGACUUGUUAUAGGCAAGCACUUGCCGUAAAUUCACAACAUUAUAAUGCUCACUACGGGUUAGGCAUGUGUGCUUUAAAAUUGGGUCAUUAUGAAGAGAGCUUACUUCACUUUGAAAGGGCUCGUGGUAUUAAUCCUGCAAAUGUCAUUUUACUAUGUUGUUGUGGUGUGGCUUUGGAAAAAUUGGACCACCAGGACAAGGCGCUCGACUACUAUGACCUUGCGUGUGAGCUUCAACCCACUUCGUCACUGGCACUAUUCAAAAAAGCACAAUUACUAUUUACAAUGGCCAAAUACAACAGUGCUCUUGAAAAUUUUGAAACGCUCAGAGCAUUAGCUCCUGAGGAAGCUACGGUACACUUUUUACUCGGUCAACUAUAUCAGAUAAUUGGAAGGAGACAGGAUGCUGUGAACGCUUUCACCGUUGCAUUGAACUUGGACAGAAAGGGAAGUCAAGUCAUAAAAGCCGCAUUAGAAAAGUGCUAUCGCUUGGAAUGA
Messenger RNA from Lachancea mirantina, 1929 nucleotides. The record is from the annotation of a GenBank genome assembly. NCBI's taxonomy places the organism in Eukaryota, Fungi, Ascomycota, Saccharomycetes, Saccharomycetales, Saccharomycetaceae.